Messenger RNA from Clavispora lusitaniae ATCC 42720, 234 nucleotides. RefSeq names its product NEDD8 family protein (gene RUB1). Gene Ontology annotation, biological process: modification-dependent protein catabolic process; regulation of proteolysis; protein neddylation. Lineage: Eukaryota; Fungi; Ascomycota; Pichiomycetes; Serinales; Metschnikowiaceae. Gene Ontology annotation, cellular component: nucleus; cytoplasm. The record is from RefSeq and is a predicted model, not a curated record. Gene Ontology annotation, molecular function: protein tag activity; ubiquitin protein ligase binding.
AUGCAAGUCAAGGUGAAAACGUUAACAGGCAGAGACAUUCCUGUCGACAUCGAGGCGGGCGACAAGGUCGUGCGUAUCAAGGAGAUGAUGGAGGAAAAAGAAGGAAUCCCUCCCGCCCAGCAACGGUUGAUUUUCAACGGGUCUCAGUUGAACGACGACGCUACCGUUUCCGAGCUGGGAAUCCAGCCCGGCGCUUCUUUGCAUUUGGUUUUGACCUUGCGGGGCGGUGUAUAA